AAAACAAACCACUGCGGGCUGGAGAUGGAGUUUUCCUGGGGAAGCGGCCAGGAAUCCCGGCGUUUGUUGCUCUCUCUUCUGUUCCUCGCAGCCUGGAAAGCAGGGAGCGGUCAGAUCCACUACUCGGUCCCGGAGGAGGCCAAGCGCGGCACCUUCGUGGGUCGCAUCGCCCAGGACCUGGGGCUGGAGCUGGCGGAGCUGGUGCCCCGCCUUUUCCGACUGGCGUCCAAAGGCCACGGGGACCUUCUGGAGGUAAAUCUGCAGAAUGGCAUUUUGUUUGUGAAUUCUCGGAUCGACCGGGAGGAGCUGUGCGGGCGGAGCGCGGAGUGCAGCAUCCACCUGGAGGUGAUCGUGGACAGGCCGCUGCAGGUUUUCCAUGUGGAGGUGGAGGUGAAGGAUAUUAAUGACAACCCGCCUCUGUUCCCUGGAACACAAAAGAAUCUAUUUAUGGCGGAAUCCAGGCCUAUUAACUCUCGGAUUCCACUAGAGGGCGCAUCUGAUGCAGAUAUCCGGGCCAACGCUAUGCUGACCUACACGUUGAGCCCCAAUGAGUAUUUCUCCCUUGAUAAACCGUCCGAAGACGAGCGGGUGAAACAUCUUGGGCUAAUGUUAAGGAAGCCUUUAGACAGGGAGCAAUCUCCGGAACUUCAUUUAUUGCUCACGGCCACUGACAGAGGCAAACCUGAGCUGACUGGCACCGUUCAGUUACUCGUCAAAGUGCUGGACGCCAAUGACAACGCCCCAGCUUUCGACAAAACACUCUAUGCCGUGAAAUUACCAGAAAAUGUUCCUAAUGGAACGCUGGUAAUGAAACUUAACGCCUCAGAUUUAGAUGAAGGCUCGAAUGCGGACAUUAUUUAUUCAUUCUCAACUGAUAUUUUACCAAAUGUGGAAUCCAAGUUUUACCUAGAUCCAAUUACCGGAGAACUUAUGGUAAAGGGAUAUAUCGAUUUUGAAGAAAGCAAAUCCUAUGAAAUUCUUGUAGAGGGUAUUGAUAAAGGACAACCCCCACUCUCUGGCCAUUGUACAGUUAUGGUGGAAGUUGAGGACACCAACGAUAAUGUCCCAGUAAUGGAAUUCAAGUCUCUGUCGCUUCCAGUCAGAGAAGACGCUCCAUUAGGCACAGUAAUCGCGCUAAUCAGCGUGUCCGACCGUGACUCUGGCGCCAACGGGCAGGUGACCUGCUCACUAGCACCCCAAGGCCCCUUCAAGCUGGUGUCCACCUUCAAGAAUUACUAUUCGCUGGUGCUGGACAGCGCCCUGGACAGAGAGAGCGUGGCGAACUACGCUCUGGUAGUGACCGCACGCGACGGAGGCUCGCCUUCGCUGUCGGCCACGGCCAGCGUGUCCGUGGAGGUGGCCGACGUGAACGACAACGCGCCGGCAUUCGCGCAGCCCGAGUACACGGUGUUCGUGAAGGAGAACAACCCGCCCGGCUGCCACAUCUUCACGGUGUCGGCGCGCGACGCCGACGCGCAGGAGAACGCGCUGGUGUCCUACUCGCUGGUGGAGCGGCGCGUGGGCGAGCGCGCGCUGUCGAGCUACGUGUCGGUGCACGCGGAGAGCGGCAAGGUGUACGCGCUGCAGCCGCUGGACCACGAGGAGCUGGAGCUGCUGCAGUUCCAAGUGAGCGCGCGCGACGCGGGCGUGCCUCCCCUGGGCAGCAACGUGACGCUGCAGGUGUUCGUGCUGGACGAGAACGACAACGCGCCCGCGCUGCUGCCGCUGCCCGGGGCGCGCGGCGGGGGCGGCGCGCUGAGCGAGCCGGUGUCGAGGGCGGUGGGCGCGGGCCACGUGGUGGCCAAGGUGCGCGCGGUGGACGCGGACUCGGGCUACAACGCGUGGCUGUCGUACGAGCUGCAGCCGGCGGCGGGGGGCGCGCGCAGCCCGUUCCGCGUGGCGCUGUACACGGGCGAGAUCAGCACGACGCGCGCCCUGGACGAGGCGGACGCGCCGCGCCAGCGCCUGCUGGUGCUGGUGAAGGACCACGGCGAGCCGGCGCUGACGGCCACGGCCACUGUGCUGCUGUCGCUGGUGGAGAGCGGCCAGGCGCCCAGGCCGUCGUCGCGGGUGUUGGCGGGCGGCGCGGGCGCGGGCGCGGGCGCGGGCGCGGCGCUGGUGGACGUCAACGUGUACCUGAUCGUCGCCAUCUGCGCGGUGUCCAGCCUGUUGGUGCUCACGCUGCUGCUGUCCACGGCGCUGCGGUGCUCGGCGCCGCCCAGCGAGGGCGCGUGCGGGCCGGGGAAGCCCACGCUGGUGUGCUCCAGCGCGGUGGGGAGCUGGUCGUACUCGCAGCAGAGGCGGCAGAGGGUGUGCUCUGGGGAGGGCCCGCCCAAGGCCGACCUCAUGGCCUUCAGCCCCAAUGUACCUGACUCUAGGGACAAAGAGGAUCUGCAGUCAGCAACAGGAGAUUCCCUUUCAAAGUAUUGA
Messenger RNA from Nyctereutes procyonoides (raccoon dog), 2430 nucleotides. Its product is annotated as protocadherin alpha-4-like. The transcript is spliced from 2 exons. The record is from RefSeq and is a predicted model, not a curated record. The coding region runs from base 25 to 2430 and encodes 801 amino acids. Gene Ontology annotation, biological process: homophilic cell-cell adhesion. Gene Ontology annotation, molecular function: calcium ion binding. Gene Ontology annotation, cellular component: plasma membrane. NCBI's taxonomy places the organism in Eukaryota, Metazoa, Chordata, Mammalia, Carnivora, Canidae.